Messenger RNA from Microtus oregoni (creeping vole), 816 nucleotides. It is a transcript of the gene Fxyd1, whose product is annotated as FXYD domain containing ion transport regulator 1. Gene Ontology annotation, biological process: monoatomic ion transport; regulation of sodium ion transmembrane transporter activity. NCBI's taxonomy places the organism in Eukaryota, Metazoa, Chordata, Mammalia, Rodentia, Cricetidae. Gene Ontology annotation, molecular function: sodium channel regulator activity. The transcript is spliced from 7 exons. Bases 249 to 527 code for a protein of 92 amino acids. Gene Ontology annotation, cellular component: membrane. The record is from RefSeq and is a predicted model, not a curated record.
GUGGGAGAUAUUUAUACCCAGGGUCAGGGAGAGAGCGGGCAGGCAGCCGAGGGAAGGAGAGCGGGGACUGUCAGGGUCCAGAGAGACCACUGGUUGAGGUGUAUAGGGGUAGGUGGGCCCUGGCGUGUCCUGCUGUCUGUUUCCACCUGUGUCCAGAGGCAGCUUGCUUCCCUUACACAGGCCCUUUCUAGGAGGGGAGGCGAGCAGGGGAGAGGACAUUUCUUGACCCUGGCUGACUCCUUAGGGCAAUGGCAUCUCCCAGCCACAUCCUGGCUCUCUGCGUGUGUCUCCUCAGCAUGGCCAGUGCAGAAGGUCCACAGGAACCGGAUCCAUUCACCUAUGAUUACCACACACUGAGGAUUGGCGGCCUCACCAUCGCUGGGAUCCUCUUCAUCCUGGGCAUCCUUAUCAUCCUUAGCAAGAGAUGCCGGUGCAAAUUCAACCAACAGCAGAGAACUGGGGAACCCGACGAAGAGGAGGGAACUUUCCGCAGCUCCAUCCGCCGUCUGUCCACCCGCAGGCGGUAGAACCUCCACCUGGCUCCGGAAAACUCAGCCAGGUCCUGCAGCUGAUGGACUGAGCUAGGAGGGAGGGAGGCAGAGGGGCACAGUUCCAGGGUGGGAGAGUGGCGAGGAGAGCUCAGGGUCUCUGCUUGCCAUUCACUCCCUUCACCCCCACAGGACUCCCUUGACACCUGACUCCUCUCCCAACCCAGCUGCUUGCCCGUGGCCACCUCCAGUGUCCCUUGCCUCAGCCCUGCCUCUCAGACACCCCUUACUGCUAAGACCUCCAAUAAAACUCGGUUUUUCCUCUUGA